This is a messenger RNA of Mixia osmundae IAM 14324, 1776 nucleotides long. RefSeq lists its product as uncharacterized. Gene Ontology annotation, molecular function: snoRNA binding. Gene Ontology annotation, cellular component: small-subunit processome; box C/D methylation guide snoRNP complex. The record is from RefSeq and is a predicted model, not a curated record. Lineage: Eukaryota; Fungi; Basidiomycota; Mixiomycetes; Mixiales; Mixiaceae. Bases 46 to 1686 code for a protein of 546 amino acids. The transcript is spliced from 4 exons.
CUCCAACCUUUGCUUCUGAAAUUUGAGACAGCCGCUUGGUGCAGGAUGUCGCAUGCGCUGUUCGAGACAGCCGCCGGCUAUGCGCUGUUCAGUGUCAGUCUACAGGAGGAGAUCGGACAGAAGACCAAAUCUGUGCAGGAGAGCAUCUCAGAUUAUGGCAAGUUCAGCAGGAUCGUCAAGCUUGCUAGCUUCUAUCCCUUCAAAGACGCCGCCCAUGCGCUCGAGAAUGCCAACGACAUCAGUGAGGGCAUCAUGAACGAGCACUUACAGUCUAUGCUCGACUUGGCUUUCGCCUCCAACAAGAAGUCUGUCGUGCUCAGCGUAGAGGACAGAGCCCUGGCAGGAGCAAUCAAAUCUGGUGUCGGCAUCGAGUGCGAUAGUUCAGAGAGAGCGUUGGAAGUCAUCAGGGGGAUCAGGACGCAUAUCGAGAAAUUGCUGCCUGACUUGCAAGACGGAGAUGUGGAGCGAGCUCAGCUCGGUCUCGGUCAUGCUUACUCGAGAGCGAAAGUCAAGUUCAACGUCAAUCGAUCCGAUAACAUGAUCAUCCAGGCUAUCGCAUUGCUGGACCAAAUGGACAAGGACGUCAAUACAUUUGCCAUGCGCGUUCGCGAGUGGUACGGCUGGCAUUUCCCCGAGCUCUACAGGCUCGUGCCUGACAACAACCAAUACGCCAAAGUUGUGCAAUUGCUCGGCGACAAGUCGAAGCUCACAGACGACAUACUGCCCACUCUCUCCGAGCUAUUGGACGACAAUGAGAUCCUCGCAAAGAACGUCCUCGAUGCCUCCAGAUCAAGCAUGGGGACCGACAUCUCGCCUAUCGAUCUCAUCAAUAUUUCCAACUUUGCAUCUCGCGUCAUACACCUGUUUGCCUAUCGAAAAUCGCUCCAAAUCUAUCUCUCUGAAAAAAUGGGUCUCGUUGCGCCGAAUCUGGCCAGUCUGAUCGGCGACACUGUUGGGGCAAGACUGAUAUCGCAUGCCGGCUCGCUCACCAACUUGAGCAAGUACCCCGCUUCGACCGUGCAGAUUUUAGGUGCAGAGAAGGCUCUAUUCAGAGCACUCAAGACAAAAGGCAAUACACCCAAGUAUGGUCUGAUCUAUCAUAGCACGUUCAUCGGCAGAGCAGGGCAGAAGAACAAGGGCCGGAUCUCUCGCUUCCUCGCGAACAAGUGCUCAAUCGCAUCUCGAAUCGAUUGUUAUGCCGACACACCAACGACCAAAUUCGGCGAAGCGCUGCGAGGGCAAGUCGAAGAGCGACUCGAAUUCUAUGAGAAAGGAUCCAAUCCGAGCAGAAACUCUGCUGUGAUGGCCAAGGUCAUGGCUGGCCUCGCAGCAGAAGGCGAAGUCAUCGGCGUGCAGGACGAGUCUAUCGUGCACGGCGGGGAAGUCGAGCUGAGCAAGAAGGACAAGAAGAAGAAGGACAAGAAGCGCAAGUCUGACGUCAUGGAGGUCGAUCAGAGCAUCGUCACAGAGUCUGGCGAGCUAGUGAAGAAGGAUAAGAAGAAGAAGCGCAAGAGCGAUGCCGACACGACGAUGGACAUCGACACAUCGAUCAGCAAGAAGAAGCACAAGAAGUCUAAAGAGGUUGCGGCAGAUGCUGCAGCUGCACCUAUCAUCGGUGAUGCGACGCCGGCUACCAGUCCAGUCAAAGAGAAGAAGAGCAAGAAGGACAAGAAAGCCAACGCGUGAUCGAUCGGCGCAUGAUGAUGUGAUCAUGAUGUACUAUCUUUGUAUGCAUUCGUAUAUUGCUGCAACGCCGACAGCUCGACAACAGCGCAG